CCAGUUGGCCGGCCCAGAUAUAAGCUGGUCAGUGGAGGCGAGAGACAGGGACUAGGCCGCCAAGGCAGCGACGGUCUAGCCGCCUGAGUCGCCGACGAGUGGGGUCAGACUGCAGGAUCCUCUCCCGUGGCCACGCCAGGGUGGAAGGUGAGAACCCCUUUGAAGAGCCAGGACCGCUGCCCGCCCUCGUUGUUGUUCUAGGAAAGCCGCAGCGGAGCCGCCCCUCCCGCCACCGGCAUGGCCCGGACCGUGACCCUGCUGUGCCUGUUGGGCUUGGCCGCCGUGGUGGCCGGUGACCGGGUGUACGUCCACCCCUUCCACUUCCUUACCAAUGACCCCGAGCGCUGCGCCAAGCCCAGUGACCCUGCCGCCGAGGCCCCCACGGGCGAGACCUUCGUCCCGGUCCCCAUCCAGGCCAAGACGUCCCCGAUGGAUGAAGUGGCCCUGUGGGAGCGAGUGACCGCCGAGGUCAGGAGCCUGGGUCCGGAGGGCCGGGAGCGGGCGACCAGUGUGGCGGCGCUGCUCAACUUCCUGGGCUUCCGGCUGCGUCGGGCGCUGCGGGCGCUGCGGGAUGGGCACGGUGAGGCCCACCAGGGCGAGCUCCUGGCCCCCGCGGCUAUCUUCGGCUCCCUGGCCUCCCUGCACCUGGGAGCCUCCGGGACCACUGCCAGCGACCUGCAGGCGCUGCUGGGGGUCCCUCAGGAGGACGGGGGCUGUACCACCCAGCUGGACGGGGAGAAGGUCCUCGCCGUCCUGCGGGCCGUCAUGGGGCUCUUCCUGGCUGGGGAGGCCGGUGGGGUCCGUGCGGGAGACCCCCACCUGCGGCUGUCCACCCUGGUUGGCCUCUUCACCUCGCCGGGGCUGCGUCUGUGCGAGGCCUUCUUCCAGAGCCUGCAGCCCGCCGCCGCCAUCACCUACGCCCGCUCCUUGGACUUGGCCACUGACCCGGGCCUGGCCGCAGAGAGGGUCGACCGCUUCGUCGGGGCCGUGAGUGGCUGGCCCAGGAGGCUCUCGCCGACCCCCAGCUGCCCCGAUGACACCCUCCUCUUCAAUACUUACAUCCGCUUCCAAGCGGCGAUCGGCGGCGCAUCCCGGCUGGCACAGCCCCAGGCCUUCCAGGUGAACCGCACCUCCCAUGAGCUGGUCCCCACGCUCUCGGUGACCGGCACCUUCCAGUACUGGCGCGACGACGCGAACAACUUCACCGUCGUGCGGGUGCCUCUGGGAGCCAAUGCACGCCUGUUGCUGGUGCAGCCAGACCCUGGCACGGCCCCGGAGCAGGUGGAGGCCCAACUGUGGACCAGUGAUUUCCCGCUGUGGCUCAACCGCCUGGAGCCUAGGGCCGUGCACCUGACGCUGCCCAGGCUGACGAUGGAGAGCGCCGUGAACCUGCAGGACCUGCUGGCCCUCUCCAAACUUCCCCAUCUGCUGGACCGCAAGGCCAACUUCAGUGCAAUCAGCGAGGACGACGUCCGCCUCGGCAAGGUCAUGAACAAGAUUCUCUUUGAGCUGACCGAGAGCGGAGCCGAGGCGCCAGAAGAGCCCACGCAGGCACCGGUGGGUUCUGAACCCCUGGAAGUGACUCUGAACCGACCUUUUCUGUUGGCCGUUUAUGAGCAGGUCACCAAGGCCCUGUUGUUUCUCGGCCGGGCCACGGACCCGCUGCGUGGUGUGUGAAACCCCCGGAUCCGUGCCGAAACCGAUACGCACACCCGCACACACACUGACACGUGCACUCACACGAGGAUAGAUACUGGGCCUGGGGGACUCGGUCGCUGGUUCAGCCAAGGCCACCAGAGAAGGGCGGACGCAGGGCUCGAGUCCACAUUAAAAAUUGCCGAGUGGCCGGUGGAAACAA
This is a messenger RNA of Tachyglossus aculeatus (Australian echidna), 1858 nucleotides long. RefSeq names its product angiotensinogen (gene AGT). Gene Ontology annotation, biological process: regulation of systemic arterial blood pressure by renin-angiotensin. The record is from RefSeq and is a predicted model, not a curated record. Gene Ontology annotation, molecular function: serine-type endopeptidase inhibitor activity. The transcript is spliced from 6 exons. Bases 238 to 1677 code for a protein of 479 amino acids. Lineage: Eukaryota; Metazoa; Chordata; Mammalia; Monotremata; Tachyglossidae.